UCCAGCAGUGCUACACUGGGCACCCGACAAGACAGAGAGAGAGAGAGAAUGAGCAGCAAGUCUGGCAGACAGACCGGACCGAGCAACUGAACCCCAGCGCGGAGACAGCGCUCUGAAUUCAAAACCACCGAGGGAACAGGAGGGAGCAGCUUAGACAACAACAACAACAAAAAGACAAAACAGAAGUCGCAGCAGUUAAAGUUGACACUCACUUCCCUUGGAUACAUUUGGUAGUCAUGUAAUCUUUGCCUCGAAUGCACAGAGCCGUGUGCUGAGACAGCCGCUCCCGCAGCGAGGGGCAGAAAAACGUAACUUGGGGGGGGGGGAAAGAUGAAGUUGGCUGCGGUUCUGUUUCUGAGUGUUAUCUGUACAACGCUGAAGGUGCAGGAAAUAAUUUCACAGUCAGUGUGUGCCGGCACGGAGAAUAAGCUCAGCACGCUCUCUGACCUGGAGCAGCAGUAUCGAGCACUCCGGAAGAAUUAUGAAAAUUGUGAAGUUGUCAUGGGCAACCUGGAGAUCACGAACAUCGACCGAAACCGGGACCUGUCCUUCCUGCGGUCCAUCCGCGAAGUCACAGGAUACAUCCUUGCAGCCCUGAACCAGUUUGAGUAUCUGCCUUUGGAAAAUCUAAGAAUCAUUCGUGGGACAAAGUUGUACGAAGAACGAUAUGCACUCACGAUCCUGCUUAACUACAAGAAAGAUGGGGCCUUUGGAUUGAGGCAACUGGGCCUGCAGAACAUGACAGAAAUCCUGAAUGGCGGCAUCUAUAUUGACCAGAACAAAUUUCUCUGCUAUGUCAACACCAUUCAUUGGCAAGAUAUCGUGCGUGACCCACUCAGUACAGAUAUUAUCAUAGUUCCCACCAACACCACCGUGGAGUGUGGAAGAUGCCACAAGUCUUGCAAUGGCAGAUGCUGGGGACCAUCGGAGGAUCAGUGUCAGACCCUCACGAAGACGGUGUGCGCGCAGCAGUGUGAUGAGCGAUGCUUCAGCCCAUUUGUCAGCGAUUGCUGCCAUCGGGAAUGUGCGGGUGGCUGCUCAGGGCCAAAGGACACUGACUGCUUUGCCUGCACCAAUUUCAAUGACAGCGGAGCCUGUGUUAUUCAGUGUCCUCUGCCGUUCUUUUACAACACCAUAACUUUCCAGGUGGAACCAAAUCCCAACGCCAAGUAUACAUAUGGAGCGUUCUGUGUCAAGAAAUGCCCACAUAACUUUGUGGUGGACCACAGCUCUUGUGUACGAGCUUGCCCGAGCAAUAAGAUGGAAGUGGAAGAAAAUGGAAUCAAAGUGUGCAAACCCUGCACGGACAUUUGUCCCAAAGCUUGCGAUGGAAUUGGAACUGGAAGCUUGCAGAUGGCGAAAACCGUGGACUCGAGCAACAUCGACAAGUUUAUGAACUGCACCAAAAUCAAUGGAAACCUUAUAUUUCUCAUCACUGGCAUUGAAGGUGACCCGUAUCAUAAUAUCGCUGCUCUGGAUCCUGAAAAGCUGAAUGUUUUCCGUACAGUCCGAGAGAUAACAGGUUUUUUGAACAUUCAGUCGUGGCCAAGAAAUAUGACGGACUUCAAUGUGUUUGCUAACCUUGUGACAAUCGGGGGUCGAAGUCUUUACAGUGGGAUCUCACUGCUGAUUCUGAAACAACAGUGGAUAACAUCUCUUCACUUCCAGUCCCUGGUGGAAAUCAGUGCAGGCAAUGUGUAUGUGUCCGACAACCCCAACCUGUGCUAUUAUCACACUGUCAACUGGACCGUGCUGUUCAGAACCAGUUUACAGAAACCUGUUAUAAAGAACAACAGAAACUCUCAGAAUUGCACCUCUGACAGGAUGAUGUGUGACCCUCUGUGCUCUGAUGAUGGGUGCUGGGGUCCAGGCCCAAACCAGUGCCUGUCUUGCAGAUUCUUCCGUCGGGGCAGAACUUGCAUCGAAUCUUGCAACCUGUACGAAGGGGAUUUUCGAGAAUUCGCAAAUGGCACUGUCUGCAUGGAAUGUGAUGAGCAGUGUGAGAAAAUGGAUGAAGAUGUGUUAACAUGUCAUGGAACGGGCCCUGACCAUUGCACCAAGUGCUCCCACUUCAAGGACGGGCCCAACUGUGUGGAGAAGUGUCCCGAUGGACUUCACGGCGCCAGGGGCUUCAUCUUCAAGUAUGCUGACUCCAACCACGAGUGCCACCCUUGCCAUGCCAACUGCACCCAGGGGUGCACAGGCCCUCGUAUUAAGGACUGCAUCGAGAUGAUGGAUAGGACUCCUCUGAUUGCAGCUGGUGUAAUUGGCGGCCUCUUCAUCGUGGUCAUUCUGGCUCUGGUGUUUGCUGUCUACGUGAGGAGGAAACGCAUCAAGAAGAAACGGGCCAUGCGCCGGUUUUUGGAAACUGAGUUGGUGGAACCUCUCACCCCUAGUGGUGCUGCACCUAAUCAGGCGCAGCUUCGGAUCCUCAAGGAGACGGAACUGAAACGAAUCAAGAUUCUGGGUUCUGGUGCUUUUGGGACAGUCUACAAAGGCAUUUGGGUACCAGAGGGAGAGACGGUGAAGAUUCCUGUGGCCAUUAAGAUCCUCCGUGAGAGAACAGGUCCCAAGGCGAAUGUAGAAUUCAUGGACGAGGCUCUGAUAAUGGCCAGUAUGGACCAUCCACAUCUGGUUCGACUUUUGGGUGUUUGUCUCAGUCCCACAAUCCAGUUGGUCACACAGCUGAUGCCCCAUGGCUGCCUCCUGGACUACGUCCGUGAGCACAAGGAUAAUAUAGGAUCCCAGCUGCUUCUGAAUUGGUGUGUCCAGAUCGCAAAGGGAAUGAUGUACCUGGAGGAGAGGCGAUUGGUUCAUCGAGACUUGGCAGCAAGGAACGUCUUGGUAAAGUCACCGAAUCACAUUAAGAUCACGGACUUCGGCUUGGCCAGAUUGCUGGAUGUGGAUGAGAAAGAGUAUAAUGCAGAUGGUGGAAAGAUGCCAAUUAAGUGGAUGGCUUUGGAGUGUAUUCACUACCGGAAGUUUACCCAUCAAAGUGACGUGUGGAGCUACGGCGUCACUAUUUGGGAGUUGAUGACUUUUGGCGGGAAGCCGUACGAUGGGAUUCCAGCCCGUGAAAUACCAGACAUCUUGGAGAAAGGCGAGCGCCUUCCACAGCCUCCGAUCUGUACCAUCGAUGUCUACAUGGUGAUGGUGAAAUGCUGGAUGAUUGAUGCCGACAGCAGACCCAAGUUCAAAGAAUUGGCAGCGGAAUUCUCUCGGAUGGCUCGCGAUCCACAGAGGUACUUGGUAAUUCAGGGAGAUGACCAUAUGAAGCUGCCCAGCCCGAACGAUAGCAAAUUCUUCCAGAGCCUGCUGGACGAAGAGGAGCUUGAAGACAUGAUGGAUGCGGAGGAAUACCUGGUGCCACAGGCCUUCAACAUCCCACCACCAAUCUAUAGCUCAAGACCGAGGAUUGAUUCCAACAGGAGCCAAACAGGACACAGCCCUCCUCCUGCCUACACACCCAUGUCAGGCAAUCAGUUUGUAUACCGCGACGGGCUGUUCGGACCAGAGGAAGGGAUAUCCCUGCACAGCCGGCCACCCACCUGUGCCAGUUCUGCUACGUUGGAGGACCAGGGUGCUGCCUCAUCACUGGAGGUCUUCGACGAUGCCUGUUGCAACGGGACACUGAGGAAACAAGCGCCACGCCCGAGGGAGGACAGUGCCACCCAGCGAUACAGCGCAGACCCCACGGUCUUCCUGUCGGAACAUGGGCAGAGGGGUGAGCUGGACGAGGAUGGCUACAUGACUCCCAUUCAGGACAAAAAGUCAAAAGGGGUUAGUGAGCGAGUGAGUACAACCCAGGAGGAGCGAACACUUGCCAGACCAUCCAAGGCAGAAGCGAAGGUCAAACUAUCACGUGCAGAAUACCUGAACCCCGUGGAGGAGAACCCAUUUGUCACCCUUCGGAAGAAUGGUGACGUCCACGCUUUGGACAACCCAGAGUACCACAACGUCCCAGAGGGGCAACAGACCACCGAGGAUGAGUACGUGAACGAACCCCUCUAUCUCAACACUUUCGUCAACAUGGUCGAGAACCCAGAAUACCUGCAGGAUAAGAUCGCCAUUUCGGAAAAUGUUGACAAGGCCUUUGACAAUCCUGACUACUGGAACCACAAUUACCCCCCCAAAACCGCCAUUCACAACCCUGAGUAUCUGCAGGAGUACGGCACAAAGUUUUUUUACAAGCAGAAUGGACGCAUCAAGCCUAUUGUAGCAGAGAACCCAGAAUAUCUCUCGGAGUUCUCACUAAAGCCAGGAACAGUACUGCCUUCAUACGGACAGCGGAAUACAGUGGUGUAACCCUCACAGCACUCAGGAAUCCGGCCUUGCUGGAUUUCCUCAUCAAACCACAAACUUGUAUCCUCAAUAUUGACUGGAAGGAGUGUGUCUGAGGCAAUAGUACUGGUGUCUGAAUGGAAGGAAAGUUCUAUUUGCUAGAAUUGAAUCCUGGUCCGUUUGGCCUUUUCCUAAACGGCACCUGUUUUCAAAGCAAUAUGGUUAUAACCAGCAAAAUGAAGGAUUCCUGUGGAAAUGCCAAAAAUGUAGCUUACUGGGAUUGACCUUUCAUACUGCCCUUCAAUAAGAUGCCCUGGAAGGUUACAUUCAUGGAUCAAAGUGCAAUGACCUCUGAAAUUCUCCUGCCACUGUGAGAGGGGAAGUGAGGAUUGAAGGGAGCAGGGUGAGGGGCUGGUGCUGCAGGAAUCCUUGGAGAAGGGUGGUCCGACAUAAUGUAACCUGCCAGCCAGCACGCACAUUGACUGAUCUGGUCAAUCCAUCUGCACAAACACGUAAAUCUGUUUCUUUGAGGUGCAACUGCACUGGUUCACCUUGAAUGUUUUGAAUUGGUAUCUGGGUAUAAAAUGCAUCAGCAGCUGUAACUGGCACCCCUUGCAGGCAGCUGCUUCAGCAGUGGGCUGCAGCGAGGGGGUGUUGGAGGGUGGAUAUGAGCCUGGAACAAAAUUGGAGGCAGG
Molecule: messenger RNA, 4976 nt
Organism: Hemiscyllium ocellatum (epaulette shark)
Lineage: Eukaryota; Metazoa; Chordata; Chondrichthyes; Orectolobiformes; Hemiscylliidae
Product: receptor tyrosine-protein kinase erbB-4-like
Exons: 29
Coding region: 331-4305 (1324 amino acids)
Biological process (GO): cell surface receptor protein tyrosine kinase signaling pathway; protein phosphorylation; multicellular organism development
Cellular component (GO): basal plasma membrane; signaling receptor complex
Molecular function (GO): epidermal growth factor receptor binding; ATP binding; transmembrane receptor protein tyrosine kinase activity
Source: RefSeq, a predicted model, not a curated record